UGUCUUUUAUUUUAAUUUUUCUAAAUCCCUGGAAUAUGGGAUAUUUUUUCAGUAUUCAGUGAAGAAAAAAAAAAAGAGCCUUCCCUGGGUCUCCGCGAAAAUGAAUUUGGAGGAAAAUUUGUGAAUCCAACCCAGUGGAUUUGAUAGGCUUGGAAAGAAGAGUCUGGACCAAAGAACAAUUAUCCCGCUAAACAAUUUCAGAUGGAGGUGGAUGCAGACGAGAAGCGCCAUCGCACACGGUCCAAAGGUGUUCGAGUUCCCGUGGAACCAGCCAUACAAGAGCUGUUCAGCUGCCCUACCCCUGGCUGUGAUGGCAGUGGUCACGUUAGUGGCAAAUAUGCAAGACACAGAAGUGUUUACGGCUGUCCUUUGGCAAAAAAAAGAAAGACACAAGAAAAACAACCCCAAGAACCUGCACCUAAAAGAAAGCCUUUUGUGGUUAAAGCUGACAACUCUUCAGUAGAUGAAUGUUAUGAAACAGACGGAACUGAGGAAAUGGAUGACAAGGAAGAGGAGGAGGAGGAAGAGGAGGAGGAAGAAGAGUAUUCUGAUGAUAAUGAGGAACAAGGCGAUGAUGAGGAAGAGGAGGAUGAAGUAGAAGAUCGGGAAGAGGAAGAGGUUGAAGAAGAGGAGGAGGAAGAGGAGGAGGAAGCAGAUGAAGUGGAAGAAGAUGAAGAAGAGGAGGAGGAAGAGGAGGAGGAGGAGGAGGAGGAAGAAGAAGAAAGUGAAAGAAAUCUCCGCUGGAGGAGCUCCAGGAAUAGAUGUUCCAAGGCACCAUUUAGCCUAUAUCAUAUGAAGACAUUCAAGAUGGCUUGUGCUCCAGAAGACCAUCAAAUGAAUUGUCACAAUACUCGAAUGCAAGACACAGAAAAAGACGAUAACAAUAAUGAUGAGUAUGAUAAUUAUGAUGAACUGGUGGCCAAGUCAUUGUUAAAUCUUGGCAAAAUUGCAGAGGAUGCAGCAUACAGAGCCAGGACAGAAUCAGAAAUGAAUAGCAAUACAUCAAAUAGCCUGGAAGAUGAUAGCGACAAAAAUGAAAAUGUUGGUCGUAAGAGUGAGCUGAGUUUAGAUUUAGACAGUGACGUUGUUAGGGAAACUGUGGACUCGCUGAAAUUGUUAGCACAAGGACAUGGUGUAGUGCUUUCAGAAAAUGUUAACGACAGAAAUUAUGCAGAUAAUAUGUCUCAGCAAGAAAAUAGGAAUAUGAACUAUGGAAUGCUGGGGAAGCCUACAAACAAUGGGCUUACAGAAAAAAUGGUGGAAGAGAGUGAUGAAGAGGUGUGCCUCAGCAGCUUGGAAUGUUUGAGAAAUCAGUGCUUUGAUUUGGCCAGGAAACUCAGUGAGACAAACCCGCAAGAAAGGAACCAACAGCAAAACAUGAAUUCUCGCCAACAUGCCAGGCAAGAAGAUGAUUUCCAAGGAAGGACACCUGAUAGGAAUUAUUCAGAUAUGAUGAAUUUAAUGAGGCUUGAAGAACAGUUGAGCCCGCGAUCUAGAACUUUUUCUAGUUGUGCAAAAGAGGAUGGAUGUCACGAAAGGGAUGAUGAUACCACCUCUAUUACUUCAGACAGGUCUGAAGAGGUGUUUGAUAUGACAAAAGGAAACUUAACACUACUUGAGAAAGCUAUUGCUUUAGAAACAGAAAGAGCAAAAGCCAUGAGGGAAAAAAUGGCAAUGGAAGCUGGAAGGAGGGAUAAUAUGAGAUCCUAUGAGGAGCAGUCUCCAAGGCAGCUUUCUGGAGAUGACAGGAAGUCUAAGUCCAGUGACGGCCAUGUCAAAAAGCCAUAUUAUGGUAAAGAUCCCUCAAGAACAGAAAAGAAAGAGAGCAAAUGUCCUACCCCUGGGUGUGAUGGAACUGGCCAUGUAACGGGGCUUUACCCCCAUCACCGCAGUUUGUCAGGAUGCCCACACAAAGAUAGGGUCCCUCCAGAAAUUCUUGCCAUGCAUGAAAACGUACUUAAGUGUCCUACACCAGGCUGCACAGGCCGGGGCCACGUAAAUAGCAACAGGAAUUCUCACAGAAGCCUCUCGGGAUGUCCUAUUGCUGCAGCAGAGAAACUGGCUAAAGCUCAAGAGAAGCAUCAGAGCUGUGAUGCAUCCAAAUCAAACCAGGCAUCAGAUCGUGUCUUGAGGCCCAUGUGUUUUGUUAAGCAGUUGGAGAUCCCUCAAUAUGGCUACAGAAACAAUGUUCCUACCACAACGCCCCGCUCCAACCUGGCCAAGGAACUAGAGAAAUACUCUAAGACUACAUUUGAAUAUAACAGUUAUGACAACCAUGCAUAUGGCAAGAGAGCCAUAGCUCCCAAGGUGCAAUCCAGGGAUAUAUCCCCCAAAGGAUAUGAUGCUAAACGUUACUGUAAGAAUUCAAGCCCAACCAGCAGCACAACCAGCAGUUAUGCCCCUAGCAGCAGCAGCAAUAUGAGCUGUGGAGGAGGCAGCAGCGCUAGCAGCACCUGCAGCAAGAGCAGCUUUGACUAUACCCAUGACAUGGAAGCAGCGCACAUGGCUGCUACUGCUAUACUGAAUCUUUCCACUCGUUGCAGGGAGAUGCCUCAGAACCUCUCCACUAAACCUCAGGAUCUCUGUUCCAGGAAUCCUGAAAUGGAAGUUGAUGAAAAUGGGACGUUAGAUUUGAGCUUGAACAAGCAAAGGCAGCGAGACGGUUGCUGCACCAUUUUGACGCCACUGGAACCAAUGUCACCGCAACAACAGGCUGUUAUGAAUAACAGGUGUUACCAACUGAAUGAAAGUGACUGUUGGGACUUGCCGGUGGACUACACAAAAAUGAAGCCUAGUAGGAUAGAUGAAGACGAUUCAAAAGAAAUUAAUCCAGAAGACUUAGAUCCUUUUCAAGAGGCAUUAGAAGAAAGAAGGUAUCCUGGGGAAGUCACCAUCCCAAGCCCUAAACCCAAAUAUCCUCAAUGCAAAGAGAAUAAAAAGGAUUUAAUAACUCUGUCUGGCUGCCCAUUGGCUGACAAAAGUAUUCGAAGUAUGCUGGCCACAAGCUCACAGGAACUCAAGUGUCCCACGCCUGGUUGUGACGGCUCUGGGCAUAUUACUGGAAAUUAUGCUUCACAUCGAAGUCUUUCUGGUUGUCCACGAGCAAAGAAAAGUGGAAUCAGGAUAGUACAAAGUAAAGAAGAUAAGGAAGAUCAAGAGCCAAUUAGAUGUCCAGUUCCUGGUUGUGACGGUCAGGGUCAUAUAACUGGGAAAUAUGCAUCUCACCGUAGUGCAUCAGGGUGCCCUCUAGCUACUAAAAGGCAAAAAGAUGGGUACUUGAAUGGCUCCCAGUUUUCUUGGAAGUCAGUGAAGACGGAAGGUAUGUCAUGUCCAACCCCAGGAUGUGAUGGCUCAGGACAUGUCAGUGGUAGUUUUCUUACACAUCGGAGUCUAUCAGGAUGCCCCAGAGCUACAUCAGCAAUGAAGAGAGCAAAGCUGUCAGGAGAACAAAUGCUUACAAUAAAGCAGCGGGCUAGCAAUGGUAUAGAAAAUGAUGAAGAAAUUAAACAGUUAGAUGAAGAAAUAAAAGAACUAAAUGAAUCCAACUCCCAGAUGGAAGCUGAUAUGAUUAAACUCCGAACUCAGAUUACCACAAUGGAGAGCAACCUGAAGACGAUAGAAGAGGAAAACAAAGUAAUUGAACAACAAAAUGAGUCUCUUCUUCAUGAAUUGGCCAAUUUAAGCCAAUCUUUAAUUCAUAGUCUAGCUAAUAUCCAGCUACCGCAUAUGGAACCAAUCAAUGAACAAAAUUUUGAUGCUUACGUGACCACUUUGACGGACAUGUAUACAAAUCAAGAUCGUUAUCAGAGUCCAGAAAAUAAAGCCCUACUGGAAAAUAUAAAGCAGGCUGUGAGAGGAAUUCAGGUGUGAACAGCUGCUGUAGUGGUGAAAAAUCUUACCUUUAAAAAAAAUGAUGCCUCUUGUUUUUUGCUGCUGUAAUUUACCAGAAAGUGUUAUAUAUAUAUUUCUUUCUGUUUGAAACAGUGUUAUGCUUACAAGACUUCAUAAUAAUUUUAUGUCUUGCUUUAAAGAUAGUAACCGCAGAAUAGUUUUUUGAAUACAUUCACAUUUUGUACGUUUUCAUAUAAGCUGACAUAGUGUGAUAUGCCAUGUAAUGUUUAUAGCUGCUAAUGUAUGCACAUUUUUGGGGUAAAUAUAUUUCUGAAGAGGUAAGCUGAUCAAAAUAAAUAGAGUGUAAAUUCUUUUUAAUGCUUUAGUGAUUAAAUGUUUUAGUAUUUUGAACUGAAAUGGACAAAAAAGAAAAAAAAAGAAAACCCGCUUUGAAUGACAAUGUUGCAGUCUGCGGCCACUUUUUAAACACUCUCAUUUUGUCUCAUGCUGGAGGAUUUUAUGGGAUUUAAGAAAUACAUUUUGUGUGCAUAUGGUUUCAUAGCAAGAAUUGGUUGCAAAAAUGCUUUAUUUUUGAACAAUGCUUGAAAAUAUUGUGUGACUUUUUGUUUUCAGAGGAUGGUAUGUGGUGGGGGCAAUAAAAAGAGGGUUUUUUAAAAAAAAUUCCAAGCAAAGGGCAUGAAUUAGAUGUGAGAUGUAGAAGGAGUAAUUUAUUGUAAGACAACAUCAAGCCAUGGAAACUUGACAGAAGAUUCAAAGCAGCUUAAACAGCACUUUUUAAUUAACUUCUAAGCAUUGCAUGGUGUGAAUAUGGGAACUUACAUAAUGACAGGAGCUCUAUCAGAGGUGGACAACGUGAAGAUUUCAACUUUUGUUUUCAAAUACACUUUGGAGCCAACAUCCUCUUAUCUCUCCAGGACUCUUAAGAGUGUCCAUCUGAGUUACUGUUACAGCAACAUAGUUCAUCUUCUCAGAAGUUCAGUCUUUCCUUCUUAAGGAGAAAGGCAAUAAUUUAAAAGAAAUAUUGCCUUUUUUAAAAAAAUGUUUUUCAUUUGGGAAUUAACCCAAAAGUUUUAUCAUUACAGCAGUUACUGACCUGGAUUCAUUGCUACUUUGCGUAGGAAAUGGAAUGCAGUUCAGUUAAUUUGUUCUUUUUGCUUUAUUCCCUUUUUUCACUGUUUGGGUUCUGCUUUUUUUUUUUUUAUUGGCGUACAAUCAUUACUACUGUGGCAUUUCCAUAUGCUAUCUAUUUGUUCUACUGUUACCUAUUGCAAAAAAAAUGAAUGCAAUCAAAAAAUUUAAUGUAACUAAAUAUACUUUGGCACUUUUUUGCUUUAAAUUGCAUCAUUUCAAGCUAAAAAAAAUUGUAUUGUACUUUUCAGAUUUGAUUGUUAUUUCUUCAAAAUAACUGCACUAUAUGUAUGCAUAAGACCACUUUUUCUUGCGACAUUUUUGUUUUCCAUUUAAAGUAGUAAUUCAGAUGGCGUGUUGUGUUUGUCAGACGUUGAAUUAAUUUCAAUUUGAUAGCAUAUCUUUUCCUUCCAUGUCUUGAUGUUAUGCAGAAAGUACAAAAGUACUUUAAAAAAAAUUUUGUUAUGAAAAAAGAUGGGUUUUGUAAAAUAAUAAUAAUAAUAAUAAUAAAAUAAAAUAUUUUUAGCAGAACAGGACUUACAGGGUCAUUGUCCCCACAAUGUGCCAGUUGACUAUUUGCACUUACCUUGCCCUAUAUAUCCAUACGGAGGUGUGCAAUUUCUUGUGUCAUUCGCUUUGUGACACUAAAUUUGAACAAAUUACUAGAGUGGAAGCCAAUGUGGCUAAUCCAAUAAUAUUGCUAAGGGGAGACUACAGGGAUCUCACAACAAAUAUUCUGAUACAAUACUCAACCUCGGUAUAUAUAUAUGUAUAAAUAUAUGUAUAUCCCAGCGGCACUUUAUACUAUUCACUGUACAAAAAGCUUACAGUUUUCCACGAGGACUUUAAUAACUAGCUGGGAAAAGAUUAUGUAAUUACUUUGGGGCUCUGCAGUAUCUUCUCUGUAUUGCGCCCUCCUUUCUGUUGUGCUAUUAGUUGUAGCUGCCAUGCUCAGAAUUGCCUUUUUGAGAGCUGAAGCAAGGUGCUUGUUGUUCACCUUCUGCCAUAUAUAUUGUACUUUUUGCCCUAGCCUUCUUUUAGGGCUCUCAUUGUUCAUAAUGGCAUAUGCAUUUUUCCACUGCAUUGUGUCUGCAGCUUCUUUGCCAAUAUAGUAACGCUUUCUGUAGAGUAAUAGAUAGUAUCAGUUUUGGAUUCUUAUUGUUAUCACCUAUGUACAAUGGAAAAGGGAUUUUAAGCACAAAUCCGCGCUGCUCAUCUAAUGUUGGUACAUAAUAUCAAAUCAAAAGUUAUCUGUGACUAUUAUAUAGGGAUCACAAAAGUGUCACAUAUUAGAAUGCUGACCUUUCAUCUGAAAUUAUUGUGAGUCAUCAGAGUUUAUUUAUUCUAACUUAUUGUUCAUUUUCAUUUCUAAGUUUAAUUUAAGUGAUCAUUUAUUAAGACAGAAUUUUGUAUAAACUACUUAUUGUGCUCUCUGUGGAACUGAGGUUUGAUUUAUUUUUGUACUACACGGCAUGGGUUUGUUGACAUUUUAAUUUUGCUAUAAAUGUGUGAAAUCACAAGUUGCUGUGAUAACUUCAUUUUUAAAUUGUGAAAUUUGUACAAAUUUUGUCAUGCUGGAUGUGAACACAUCUUACUCUAAAUAAAUAAAUAAAUAAAAAUGUGUUGCCACAUUUGUAGCACA
Elgaria multicarinata webbii is the source of this 6622-nucleotide messenger RNA. It is a transcript of the gene MYT1L, whose product is annotated as myelin transcription factor 1 like. The transcript has 23 exons. NCBI's taxonomy places the organism in Eukaryota, Metazoa, Chordata, Lepidosauria, Squamata, Anguidae. The coding region runs from base 202 to 3870 and encodes 1222 amino acids. Gene Ontology annotation, cellular component: nucleus. Gene Ontology annotation, molecular function: zinc ion binding; RNA polymerase II cis-regulatory region sequence-specific DNA binding; DNA-binding transcription factor activity, RNA polymerase II-specific. The record is from RefSeq and is a predicted model, not a curated record. Gene Ontology annotation, biological process: regulation of transcription by RNA polymerase II.